Molecule: messenger RNA, 1184 nt
Organism: Daucus carota subsp. sativus
Lineage: Eukaryota; Viridiplantae; Streptophyta; Magnoliopsida; Apiales; Apiaceae
Product: NADH--cytochrome b5 reductase 1
Exons: 10
Coding region: 113-949 (278 amino acids)
Biological process (GO): electron transport chain
Molecular function (GO): cytochrome-b5 reductase activity, acting on NAD(P)H
Source: RefSeq, a predicted model, not a curated record
UCCUAGAAUUUGAAUUAGAGAACAUUUUACCUAUCUUGUCCUCUACCAAGAACCAAUACCAGGGGCGAGCCGGCGGCGGCUAAUCUUCUCAGUCGUAGGGUCAUUUGGGACAAUGGGGGAUUAUAUGGGAUUCUCUGAGAUCCAGCUUCUGGGUGUUGCUGUGGCUGCUAUUGUUGUUGCUGCCACUGCUGCCUUUGUUAUCUCCUCCAAGAAAUCUAAAGGAUCCUUAAGUGCGGAUAGCUUUAAGAAAUUCAAGCUUGUGGAGCGCAAACAACUGAGUCAUAAUGUUGCCAAAUUUAAAUUUGGUCUUCCAAGUCCUACCUCAGUUCUUGGCCUUCCAAUUGGACAACACAUAAGUUGCAAGGGUAAGGACAGCCAAGGUGAAGAUGUGAUAAAGCCAUACACUCCAACUACAUUGGACUCCGAUGUUGGAUAUUUCGAGUUAGUGAUAAAGAUGUAUCCACAAGGAAGGAUGUCUCAUCAUUUCCGUGAAAUGCGCGUUGGUGAUUAUAUGGAAGUAAAGGGACCCAAGGGCCGUUUUAAGUAUCAACCGGGCCAAGUGAGAGCCUUUGGGAUGCUUGCUGGUGGUUCUGGUAUCACCCCAAUGUUUCAGGUUGCUAGAGCUAUCUUAGAGAACCCACAUGAUACCACAAAGGUGCAUCUUAUCUAUGCAAAUGUUACAGUUGAUGACAUUCUUUUAAAGGAAGAACUUGAUGGGCUUGCUACAAACUACCCUGAUCGCUUCAAAAUAUACUAUGUGCUGAACCAGCCACCAGAAGUUUGGAAUGGCGGUGUGGGGUUUGUAACCAAGGAGAUGAUCCAAGAGCAUUGUCCAGCGCCAGCAACUGAUAUUCAGGUUCUUAGGUGUGGACCACCACCAAUGAACAAAGCAAUGGCUGGUAACCUUGAAGCUCUGGGAUAUUUACCUGAAAUGCAGUUUCAGUUCUGACCUUGCAGUGGGAACUUUGCUCUCCCAAUUCUUUGAUUAAGUUGAGAUGCACUCGCGUAAUAUAGUCCUCACUUAAUCUGCUUUUGAUUGAAACUGUAAUAUAGAUGAGCAGCUGCUUACAUAACAGCUCUUAAAGCUUCAAUAAUGAGAAUAUUGCCAAUGAAAUUAUUCUUCAGUUAAAUUUUUGAUUUCAAAUUGCUAAUAUGUUAUAAAUCCAUCUGCAAUUUUUGUUUAA